AUGUGCAAGAGUAAACUCGGUUUGGAUUUGAGGCUUGUCACGAAGUACUCUCGAGCGACUAGCACAAGCUCAGGCCGGACAUUAUAUAGAAUGGUGAACUUGGACGAGAAUCCGAGGCGCUUGGGAAUUUUGAAGAAGACGUCGGCAACGGCAUUUAUUAUAUCCUCUCGGAAGAAAAAGUCGACAGCGAGAUAUGCCCUCUCGGAAGAAAACGACAAUAACGUGUACACACCAACAGAGAAACUGGAUAUGACGUGUACUACACGCUUUCGGAUGGAAUUCUGCGGCGCCAAAUCGGUAAUAGAAGAUAUACGACACGUAUUAUACUUUGUCAGAUGA
This is a messenger RNA of Paraglomus occultum, 339 nucleotides long. The record is from the annotation of a GenBank genome assembly. NCBI's taxonomy places the organism in Eukaryota, Fungi, Glomeromycota, Glomeromycetes, Paraglomerales, Paraglomeraceae.